AUAAUCGUUCAAAUUCAAUUAGCCAUAUUGAAUUUUGAUACGAUUUUCAAAUCACUAAAGGAUUAAUUGAAAUACAAAACAAAAAGAACUCAAGGAUUAUUUUUGUUUUAAAGCUUCAUAAAAAAUUGGAUUAAAUUUGUGCUCAAAAAUGAGGAGCGCAUUUAUUUUAUUGACGCUGUGCGUCAUUGGUAUUUAUGCCGAAUCAAACGAUGAAUUCCUUGUGAGAAAAAUUCGUGAAUCCUUUGAAGGUUACAGUUACCCACCACCUGACCAGCCAUUCACUUAUCCACCUCCCGUAUUCAGCACUCGUGCUCCAGUAACUACUACACGCAAGUUUGUUCCUCCAACAUACUUGCCACCCACAAAUAAACCACAAACACCAGCUACAACUCGUGCUACACCAAGACCCACUACCCGGGCUCCAGUAACCACACCCAAACCCACUACUCGUGUGCCAGCUACUUAUUUGCCACCCACAAAUAAGCCACAAACUCCUGCCACUACUAAGGCCACACCAAGACCCACUACCCGUGCUCCAGUUACUACACCCAGACCCACAACACGUGUGCCUGCUACUUAUCUACCUCCUACCAAUAAGCCACAAACUCCAGCUACUACUCGUGCUACCCAAAAGCCUACUACUCGUGCCACUCAAAAGCCUACAACACGCGCUACACCUAAACCAACUACUCGCGCUCCAGUUACCACACCUAAGCCUUUUGUGCCAUCAACUUACUUGCCACCCACCAAUAAACCACAAACUCCUGCUACAACACGCGCUACCCCUAAGCCCACAACUCGUGCUCCAGUGACAACACGUGCCACACCUAAACCAACUACUCGCGCUCCUGUAACUACACCCAAACCUUUCGUACCAUCAACUUAUUUGCCACCCACCAACAAACCUCAAACUCCAGCCACUACUCGCGCUACCCCUAGGCCAACAACUCGUGCUCCAGUAACCACUCGUGCCACUCAAAAGCCUACAACACGCGCUACUCCUAAACCAACUACUCGCGCUCCAGUAACCACUCCUAAGCCUUUCGUGCCAUCAACUUACUUGCCACCCACCAACAAACCACAAACUCCUGCUACAACACGUGCUACUCCUAGACCAUCUACUCGUGCUCCAGUGACUACACCACGUGCUACUCCUAAGCCUACUACUCGCGCUCCCGUUACUACUCCUAAGCCUUUCGUGCCCUCAACUUACUUGCCACCCACCAACAAACCUCAAACUCCAGCUACAACUCGCGCUACUCCAAGACCAACUACUCGUAAGCCAGUGACUACACCACGUGCUACUCCUAAGCCUACUACUCGCGCUCCCGUUACUACUCCUAAGCCAUUUGUGCCCUCAACUUACUUGCCACCCACCAACAAACCUCAAACUCCAGCUACAACUCGUGCUACUCCCAGACCAACUACUCGUAAGCCAGUGACUACACCACGUGCUACUCCUAAGCCUACCACUCGUGCUCCAGUCACCACACCCAAGCCAACAACUCGUGUGCCUGCUACUUACUUGCCACCCACCAACAAACCUCAAACUCCAGCUACUACCCGUGCUACACCCAGACCAACUACUCGUGCUCCCGUUACAACUCCCCGUGCCACACCUAAGCCCACUACUCGUGCUCCAGUAACUACUCCAAGACCUACACAGCGCAGCACUCCUGGUCCUACCUACUUGCCACCUGUAGCUGAUUUAACUACUCGCGCUACUCCAAAACCAAUUACCCGUGCUCCAGUGACUACACCACGUGCUCCAGUUACCACCCGCAAGCCAACAACUCGUGUGCCCGCAACUUACUUGCCACCCACCAACAAACCACAAACUCCAGCUACUACACGCGCUACUCCCAGACCAACUACUCGUAAGCCAGUGACUACACCACGUGCUACUCCUAAGCCAACCACUCGUGCUCCAGUUACCACACCCAAGCCAACAACUCGUGUGCCUGCAACUUACUUGCCACCCACCAACAAACCUCAAACUCCAGCUACUACUCGUGCUACACCAAAACCCACUACCCGUGCCCCAGUGACAACUCGUGCCACACCUAGAACUACUAAACCAACUUUCGUGCCUUCAACUUACUUGCCACCCACCAACAAACCUCAAACUCCUGCUACUACUCGUGCUACACCUAGACCAACUACUCGUGCUCCCGUUACAACUCCCCGUGUGAUCACCACUCGUGCCACACCUAAGCCCACUACACGUGCUCCAUUCACUACACCCAGACCAGUUGUAACCACUCAAAGACCAACAGUUGCUCGCACUCCAGGCAGUACCGCUGGACCCACUUACUUGCCUCCCACCAAUAAACCUCAAACACCAGCUACUACUCGCGCCACACCAAAACCCACCACACGUGCACCAGUAACCACACGUAAGCCAACAACUCGUGCUCCAGUCACCACACCCAGACCAACAACUCGUGUGCCCGCAACUUACUUGCCACCCACCAACAAACCUCAAACUCCAGCAACUACCCGUGCUACUCCCAGACCCACUACUCGUGCUCCAGUCACUACACCCAGACCAACAACUCGUGUGCCUGCUACUUACUUGCCACCCACCAACAAACCUCAAACUCCAGCUACCACUCGUGCCACACAAAAACCUACAACCCGUGCACCAGUCACAACUCGUGCCACUACUCGUGCCACUCCGAAGCCUACCACACGCCCACCCUUUGUUCCCUCGACAUACUUACCACCCACUAACAAACCUCAAACACCAGCUACUACUCGCGCUACUCCAAAACCUACUACACAUGCACCAGUAACCACACGUAAGCCAACUACUCGUGCUCCAGUCACUACACCCAGACCAACCACUCGUGUGCCCGCUACUUACUUGCCACCCACCAACAAACCUCAAACUCCUGCCACUACCCGUGCUACUCCCAGACCUACUACUCGUGCUCCAGUAACCACACCCAGACCAACAACUCGUGUGCCUGCUACUUACUUGCCACCCACCAACAAACCUCAAACUCCAGCAACUACCCGUGCUACUCCCAGACCCACUACUCGUGCACCAGUAACCACACCACGUGCUACUCCUAAGCCCACCACUCGUGCUCCAGUCACUACACCCAGACCCACAACACGUGUGCCAGCCACAUACUUGCCACCCACCAACAGACCUCAACCUCCAGUAACAACCCGUGCCACACCCAAACCCACCACACCAAAACCCGUUACCCGUGCCCCACCUACUGAGAAAUUCGAUGGUUACAAGUAUCCCAAACCAGCCGUUCCCUUCAAUUUCUAACUCUAGUUCAGCUAUUGUGAAUACUGGUGAUAAUUCGUUACUAAGAAUAAAAACCAUCACUGCCCUCUUUUUGUAAUUUAGCCAAGUUUUAUUAAUUUUAAUUUUAAACAAAAGAACGAGUAAAAAAACGCAAGAGAAUUAAGAGUUAAAGAAGAAUCAUUUAAGUAAUUAGUAGUUGUCUAGGGCUAGAUGUAUCUAGUCAGUUUUUUUUUAUAUAUGAAAAGGAGAUAAAACAAAACUCUUUAUAAAGUUGAUGAGAGUUUAAAAAGAAUCGAAUGCAAAACAAUGCAAUAAGAAUUUCUUUUUAUAGAACUAUAAUUAUUAAAAACCAAAUGCAUUCUUAGGCGAAUGAAUGAAGGAGUGCAUUUGAAUAAUUUAAACUUUUUUUUUUAUUUUCUACAUUUGAAAUUAUGUUGUUAGCCAGAGAAGAAGUACUUAUAAUAAAGAAAAAAAUUAAUACGAACAAAUUGAAAAAAAUUUUCUUGCAUUAUUACAAUUGUUUCCCAAUUCCCUGUCUUUUUUUUACCAAUUAUUUAUAAGUAAUUAAUUAAUUAAUAAUGUGUAAUUUGAAGAUUGUUUUUUUUUUAUUUUUACAUUUUUAAUUUAAAAAUAAUGAAUCUGAAUACUAUAAUGUACCUUGUAUGUACAAUGAUAGAUUUUUUUCUUUUUAUGAAUAAAAAAUUUAUUUUGUUGCAAAAUUUUAAGAAAAAUAAUAAAAAAAUAAUAAAAAUAAA
This is a messenger RNA of Calliphora vicina (urban bluebottle blowfly), 4020 nucleotides long. Its product is annotated as mucin-2. The transcript is spliced from 3 exons. Bases 149 to 3286 code for a protein of 1045 amino acids. Lineage: Eukaryota; Metazoa; Arthropoda; Insecta; Diptera; Calliphoridae. The record is from RefSeq and is a predicted model, not a curated record.